Chrysemys picta bellii (western painted turtle) is the source of this 3676-nucleotide messenger RNA. RefSeq names its product SAM and HD domain containing deoxynucleoside triphosphate triphosphohydrolase 1 (gene SAMHD1). Gene Ontology annotation, molecular function: protein binding; dGTPase activity. Gene Ontology annotation, cellular component: nucleus. Gene Ontology annotation, biological process: defense response to virus; dGTP catabolic process; regulation of innate immune response. Lineage: Eukaryota; Metazoa; Chordata; Testudines; Emydidae. The record is from RefSeq and is a predicted model, not a curated record.
CCCCCAAGAAGCGGGUCUGCGCCGGGUGGGCCAUGGGCCCAGAGGGGCCCCACCCGCGGCACUGGGGCACCGAGCAGGUCUGCGACUUCCUCUGCCGCAACGGCUUUAGCGAGCCCGGCCUGCUGCGCUGCUUCCGAGGAUCUACUUUUACUACAAGAAAUAUGUUGCAAUAAAACAGCCAAUAUACGAUGGCUAAUCUGAGGGGCAAUUGAGGAAAGUUGAUAGUUAAUUACAUAUUUAUGCAAAGCAAAACCAGAUAAAAUCAAAUCACCGGGGCAGUGCUGCCUUACCUCACUAAAUCUGAACUUAAAGACCUAGGAGUUGGUUUUGUCUAUGCCUUAAACAAAAACGAUGGCGGUGGUAUAAAGGAUCUGUUGGUGCUGAUCUUCACUGAAACUAACCAAGGUUUAAUACUACAUCUUGGGGAAGAAAAGUCAUCAGACCCUUGGACUUGAGAUUGAAAUUGAUUGUUUGCCUGCAAAAACUAGAUCAAAAUCAUGCUGAUAUAAUGAAGGUUUUUAAUGAUCCUAUUCACGGCCAUAUUGAAAUACAUCCUCUCCUCGUUCGAAUCAUUGACACUCCUCAGUUUCAACGCCUGCGAUAUAUAAAACAGCUGGGAGGCACUUACUAUGUUUUCCCAGGAGCAUCGCACAACCGCUUUGAACACUCCUUGGGGGUAGGCUAUCUGGCAGGAUGUCUGGUCCGGGCAUUACACGAAAGACAGCCAGAGUUGGAAAUAAACCAGCGAGAUAUUCUCUGUGUUCAGAUUGCUGGACUUUGUCACGAUUUGGGUCAUGGACCAUUUUCACACAUGUUUGAUGGAAGAUUUAUUCCACUUGCUCGCCCAGGUCUGAAAUGGAAGCAUGAAACUGCUUCUGUUCAGAUGUUUGAACACCUGAUUACUUCCAAUGGACUAGAAAAAGUCAUGGAAGAUUAUGGUUUUGUCCUGAAAGAAGAUAUGGACUUCAUCAAAGAACAAAUAGGAGGACCCCUAGAUAAAACCCCAUGUCGGGGUUUGUGGCCAUACCGUGGUCGACCAGAAGAGAAAAGCUUCCUUUAUGAGAUAGUGGCUAACAAAAGAAAUGGCAUUGAUGUUGACAAAUGGGAUUACUUUGCCAGGGAUUGCCAUCACUUAGGAAUCCAGAAUAAUUUUGAUUAUAAGCGCUUCCUUAAAUUCGCUCGGGUCUGUGAAGUGAAAAACAAGAAGCAUAUCUGUACCCGUGACAAGGAGGUUGGAAAUCUGUAUGACAUGUUCCAUACACGGAAUUGUUUGCACCGCAGAGCUUACCAGCACAAGGUUGGCAACAUCAUUGAAACAAUGAUUACAGAUGCCUUCCUAAAAGCAGAUCCCUAUAUUAAAAUAGAGGGCACUGGUGGAAAACACUACAAGAUUUCUACAGCAAUGGAGGAUAUGGAAGCUUACACUAAGCUAACAGAUAACAUCUUUCUGGAGAUUCUGUACUCUAGUAAUAAAGAGCUGGCUGAGGCACGAGAAAUUUUGCAUAAAAUAGAGCUUCGCGAUCUAUAUAAGUAUUUGGGAGAGACUCGUACUGAAUCAGGAAAAGAAAUUACAGAGGAUCAGUAUGACAUGCUGCCAGCUCACAUUGUUGCUUCCAGACCAAAGAAUGCACCUCAGGAUGUUGAAUUGAAUGCUGAAGACUUUAUAGUUGACGUUAUCAAUAUGGACUAUGGAAUGAAAGAACAGAACCCUAUCGAUAAAGUUCGUUUCUAUUGCAAGUCUGACCCGAGCCAGGCAGUCAAGAUUUCGAAAGAACAGGUUUCCAGGCUUCUGCCAGAGACAUUUGCAGAGCAGCUGAUCCGGGUUUAUUGCAAGAAAAAGGAUGAGAAGAGUUUAGAUGCUGCAACAAAGUGUUUUAUUCAGUGGUGUAUGAACAUGGAUUUUACAAAACCACAGGAUGGUGAUGUGGUCGCCCCUGAACUAACUCCAAUGAAAGCAAGCUGGAAUGACCCUGAUGAGGAUGAACUGCAAAGUCCAAAUGAUUGCAGGGAAGCUUCAAAAUCCAGAACUAGACUCUUUCAAUAACCGAUUUGUUAAAUGGAGUUUAUUUGCCAUAUUUAAAGUCUUUCCAGUAACAGUUUUGCGCUGUCCCUUCUAUCCCUUUAAAAGAUACUUGAAAGGGAACAGCACAUUGUAUAAAACCUACUUGAAGAGCUUUACAGAACAAGUUUACAAGAAUGCAUUUUUUUAGGUUGCUGUAUGUUUCCUGUAUGUAACAUAGUGAUUUAAAAGCCCUGCGAGCAUUGACAUUCAAAGGGGAAUUUUAUAUGUGAUCAGUGAUUACUUGCAGCAGAGCAAACACUGUGUUUGACUUGAAUGUAUGGGGGCUGUGUAGCAAGAGUUCCUUUAAAAAUGAAGGCUUUUGAAAUACCCCAAACUUCCAUAAAAUUCCCAAAGGAAAUCAAUAUUUUGCCGUUGUUGUAGUGUAGCUAGCAUUGCACUUCAGCACAAUUUUGACUUUUUCCUAAAAUCAGAGAAGUGUGAGCAGCAAGUGCCCAGCUCCCUUUACUGGGACAAAUGACAUAGAUAAAAGAGUACAGAUCUUUCCCAUUUUUUUUUCCUGUGUCCCCUAUUUCAGAUCCCUUUCUUUUAAGAUAAUCAUGAUGUCACAUGUUCUGACAGAGCAAAGCCUAUAGCUCAGAUUUCUUAAGCCUUACUGAAGUGAAAAGUGUGUCAGUGAGGGGUGGUCUUUUUUUUUUUUAACACUGUUUUUUAGAUUGUGUUUUUGUGGCUUUACAAUCAGUUUUUCCUGCCAUUUAAAUGUUCUUUCCCCUGGUUCUUUUCAUACAGCACAAAUGGGGUGGGAACCAGAUUUGACUACUGACAAAUGGCCUUCCAAUACAAAGGGCAAACAAACUAGGCAGAUUUUUCCUCCAAACAAAUUAAGUAAAAAAAAUCUUCAUACAGAAAUGGGAUUUUUAAGUUGCUUGUGUCCUUUUUUUAAAGUAGUACCUGAAACAUGAAGAAAACAAACAUGACCUCUUUUUCUGAAUCUUUGACUUUAGAAGUCAGAUGUUAGUCACUAGUGGGUCUGAAUACAAAAUCAGUGCCAUAAGAAGUCUUCAUUGAGAGUCCAGUUUUGUUACCUGAGAUUAAUUAAACUGUCCCUUCUAGAGAUGGCAUCUGAUAAUCACCAGAUGGAGGCAAGGGAAUUGAUCAUGCCAUAAUUCUUCUGGUCUGCUGUUCUCUUAAUAUGCACAAGCCCAUGUAUUCACCAGAGGGGAGUGUUGUAUAACCCCCCUUUUCAGUGCAGUACCAGUGAUUCAGAUCUACAGGUGUAUGAAAUGGCUGUUGUCAGAAAUCUUCACUGACUUGGGAAGCAUAUCUCUAACAGUUCUGGAAUAAGCCUUUUGUACUUGACUUCAUCAAACUGAAAGAGUGAAACAAUUGUGUUAAAAUCCUGUGAUUCAAGGCAACUUGAAACAUUACAUACAGAAUAAUGUAUUCAUUUCACAGCUGUCACUUCAACGUAUUUGCUUAUUUGAAACUAUUUUAAAAGGUGUUCUGUAGAAAAUCUUUUGCUUGAGAGAACCGUGCUCUUUGCUUUUGAAAGGUGAAACUUUAUCUGUGAACUGGAUCUAACAGUUCAAAUUGACUGAGCCUGAGUUGACUGAAAAAGAAUGUAUACAAAUAUUUUAAUACAACUUUUUAAUGGAA